Messenger RNA from Cladocopium goreaui, 420 nucleotides. Lineage: Eukaryota; Dinophyceae; Suessiales; Symbiodiniaceae. The record is from the annotation of a GenBank genome assembly.
AUGUCGUGCCUUUCGCGGCUCACCCGCAGGAGCAACCAGGAGCACAAGAAUCUGGUGGGAGGUUCAGCUGAAUGCAUCUUCAAAGGAAUUAUCAAAGUCGAUGCAGAGGCGCAACAAACGGAGAGCGCUCAGAUCGUCCGGUCACUGCUGCUGACGAAAAAAUCCAAAGUCAAGGCCAUGCCUUCCCUGCAGAUUCAGGCGGAUGAAGUGACCUGUUCCCACGGUGCCGCGUUGACCCAACUGGACCCUGAGGAGCUCUUCUAUCUUGCCUCGCGCGGCCUGGAUGCAGCAAACGCACGAAGGCUGAUGCUCAGCGGCUUCCCCAUGGAUUUGCUCGAGGGCUUGAAGGAGUUGAUGCCGAAGAGCUAUGCGCGAGUGACGCAGAAGCUCACGAGCAUGGCUGAGAGCAAUGCGGAAUGA